AUGUUCGUCCGUGGGCCCGCAGCCAGUCAGAUGGUUCUGCUGUCAAUCCUUCUGCCUCUUCUGCACUCGCUGGGUGGAGUUUUGGGAGCCAAGACUUGUGUCCCCAGGCCGAGCUGCAGCGAGUGCAUCCAGAGCCCGGGCUGUGCCUGGUGCUCAGCGAAGGGCUUCCUGCAGGCCGGGGAGCCCAGCGAGAGGCGCUGCGAUGCCAAAGAGGCGCUCACCAGCAGAGGCUGUAAAGAGCCCCACCUCCCUGAGACAGAGGAGGCACUCCUUAUGAAGGACAAAGAGCUGAGUGCUUCUGACGACAUUAUCCAGCUCCGACCCCAACAGAUAGACUUUCAGCUCAGAGUGGGAGUUCCACAAACCUUCAAGGUGUCGUUCAAGCGGGCCGAGGGUAACCCCAUCGACUUCUACUACCUCAUGGACCUGUCCUUCUCCAUGGGGGACGACCUGGACAUGAUCAAGAAACUGGGUCAGGACAUGGUCAGCACUCUGCAGAGCUUCACCAAGAAACUGCGGAUAGGAUUUGGGUCCUUUGUGGACAAGGUGGCGUUGCCGUACGUGAGUCAGAUGAAGAGGAAGAGGAGGGAUCCCAGUCCGCACCGAGAAACCAGCUGCCAGCCAGCCUUCAGCUUCCAGAACCUCCUCAACCUCACAACAGACAUUGCGGCCUUCGAGAAAAAGGUCAUCGGGCUGAGGAUUUCUGCCAACCUGGACUCACCCGAGUCAGGCUUUGACGCCAUCAUGCAAGCUGCGGUCUGUAAGGACGUGAUUGGCUGGGACAAAGGGACCAAGAUCCUACUCUACACGUCUGAUGACACGUUCCACAUGGCGGGGGACGGGCGUCUGGCCGGCCUCAGCGAGCCUCCAGACGGCCACUGCCACCUCUCUCCGAGCGGCCUCUACGAUGGGACACGAUUCGAUUACCCCUCCAUCGGACAGCUGGCCCGGGUCCUCACCGCCAACAACAUCCAGCUCAUAUUCGCCGUCACCAAAAACAUUUCUGCAGCUUAUGAGGAACUGAGUAAAAUGAUCCCACAGUCUGUGGUCGGAGUUCUGGAGAGCGAUUCCAGCAAUGUGGUCCAGAUCAUCAAAAAUGCUUACAAUAGCCUGUCCUCCAGCGUGGUCCUGGAGCACCACGGCGCCCCCCAGGGGCUGGAGGUGGCCUACCAGGCCUACUGCACGAGCCCGAGCCCGGGCCCGCCCGGGCUCCAGCCCUGGAGCCAAAGAGCAGAGUGCAAGGACAUCAAGAUCAACCAGCAGGUGGAUUUCUACGUCCAGCUGAACAUGUCCAGGUGUCUGGAGCAGACAGAGUUCCACCUCUCCGUUCAGGGCAUCAGUGAGCAGCUGAAGGUCGAGGUGAAGAUGAAGUGCGAGUGCGACUGCGGCCCGGUAGAGGAGGCGUCUCCCUCCUGCAGCGGUCACGGCACGCUGCACUGCGGCACAUGCAGAUGCAACCCGGGCUUCCUGGGCCAGACGUGUGACUGCCAGCAGAGUGAGGACCAUGUCUCUCUCUACGAGAAGUGCCGUCAUGGCGGGUCCUCUCAGCUGUGCAGUGGCCACGGCAGCUGCGAGUGUGGCAAGUGUGCGUGCCAGCACAGCUUCAGCGGGCCAUUCUGCGAGUGUGACGACAGCAACUGCGCACAAAGCAACCAGCAGUUGUGUGGCGGAAACGGGAAGUGUGUUUGUGGGAAGUGUAACUGCUUGGCCGCUUACGGAGGGGAGGCCUGCGACUGCUCCACGCUCACCGACCGGUGCCAGACGGCAGGCAGACCCUGUAGCGGCCGCGGGGACUGUCUCUGCAACAGAUGCGUCUGCAAGGGCGGGUUUGACGGGGACCACUGCUCCCACAUUCCCAACAACUGCACCAAAUACGAGAAGUGUGUGAGGUGCAUUUCCAAUCUUGCGGGAGAGGGCGCUGAGGCCUGCGAGGUCCCCUGUGAGGGGGCGGAGUUGAGCAGUAAGGAUGGACGGACGCUUCAGGACGCCCACUGCAGCUUCCAGUCCUUCCUGUACGACGUGACGCUGACUCCCCAGGGCAUCGUCCACCUCCGCUACGCCGAAAUGCCCAGAACUAUUGAUAAGACUUGGGUGAUCAUCUGGAGCACCAUGUCAGGAAUCGUCUUCAUCGGCCUGUUGAUCAUCCUCAUCAGCCGUCUGCUUCUCGAGUUCCACUACCGCCGGGAGUACCAAAGCUCCGUCACAGACCAGCAGCAGACCGACUGGAAGGAGACUCACAUUCCCUUGUUCAAAGAUACCACCACCACCACUGUCAUAUUUAGAUGAUUUUUCUAUAUUACAUUUUAUUUUACAUUUAGGUUUACUUUCUGACUAUUCUGUUUUUUAUAAGUAUUUGUAAACUAGCCAGAUUCAUAUGGUAGGCUAUGUAAUAUACAUUUUAUUUUGAACUCAUCAUUGUAUAUGCAUAAUGAGUAAUCAUUUAACCCAGCGAGCUGUUGCCUCACUCAAUACACUCUGCAACAUUUUCAAACAACUCACUAUUUAGAUAUAUAUAUAAUUUUUCUAUACUACAUUUUAUUUUACAUUUACGUUUUCUGUCUGACUAUUCAAUUUUUUAUAUGUAUUUGUAAACUAGACAGUGUAAUACAUAUUUUAUUUUGCUCUCAUCAUUGCAUAUGCUUGAUGUGUGACCAUUCAACAUAGCGAGCUGUUGUCUCACUCAAUACACUCUGCGACAUUUAAAAAAAUUCACUAUUUUAAUAUAUAUAUAUAUAUAUAAUUUUUCUAUAUUACAUAUUAUUUUACAUUUAGGUUUUCUUUCGGACUAUUCCGUUUUUUAUAUGUAUUUGAAAACUUGACAGAUUCAUAUUAGUAGGCACUGUAAUGCACAUUUUAUUUUGCACUCAUCAAUGAAUAUGAAUUAUGAGUGAUCAUUCAACCCAGUGUCUCACUCAAUACACAACUAGACUGAUUCAUAUUAUUAGGCUGUG
Molecule: messenger RNA, 2951 nt
Organism: Gadus chalcogrammus (walleye pollock)
Lineage: Eukaryota; Metazoa; Chordata; Actinopteri; Gadiformes; Gadidae
Product: integrin beta-7-like
Exons: 15
Coding region: 1-2286 (761 amino acids)
Biological process (GO): cell migration; integrin-mediated signaling pathway; cell-matrix adhesion
Cellular component (GO): focal adhesion; cell surface; integrin complex
Molecular function (GO): integrin binding
Source: RefSeq, a predicted model, not a curated record